Molecule: messenger RNA, 1756 nt
Organism: Protopterus annectens (West African lungfish)
Lineage: Eukaryota; Metazoa; Chordata; Ceratodontiformes; Protopteridae
Gene: CAPS2
Product: calcyphosine 2
Exons: 16
Coding region: 1-1740 (579 amino acids)
Molecular function (GO): calcium ion binding
Source: RefSeq, a predicted model, not a curated record
AUGAUUCAAGAUUAUUGUUGGUCUGUAGGAGGGCUGUCUCCAUCAGCCAAAGUACCUGAACUUGACCUAGAAAAAAUAACAGAUUCAGAUGAUGAGUAUGAUGCAUUGUACACACCAGUAAGUAAGGAUUACCCUCGUUUUGGACCUCCUGAUUCUACUUCAACUGUUAGCUGGGGAUCACCAUUGCAGGCACCAUUAGUGCCGCAUUAUAAAACACAUCAGCCUCAUUGCCUGCGGGAGGAGAAGAUAAUUCCUGAAAACCUACCUUCUCCUUCUGAUCAGUAUAUGCUGAAGUAUAAGCAGUAUGAAAUGGAAGUAAAGGAAAACUACAAGCAAUAUUCCCAGAGAAUAGCAGACAAAAAUUGUGUUGUUUCAGAACCACAGAAAUUUGAAAGGGGAAUACAUGCUAAGCAGCCAGUUGUUAAGCAUGAAGAAGAAAAUUCUAAUGAACUGACAGCUCUAGAUGAGAAGGUGCAAAUUCAACAGUGUUAUACCAGCAAACCCUAUACUGUACAACAUACUGCACGCAAGUCAGAUGCUGAGGAUGAAGCUGCAGAGAAGAGGAAACAGGCUGUUGUGGAACAGGUGAUGGUGGAUCAGUUAUCAAGAGCUGUGAUAAGUGACCCUGAACAAAACUACAUUGCAGAUAACCACAGUGGCAUGCAGAGUUCAUUUGCAGAAUUUGGGGCUGUGCCUCACAGAUUCAGAAACAGAGCAUUACAUCACACCAAAGUAAAGACCAGCAUGGCACUGACUGAGAAUCUGCUUUCAAAUAAGUUUCGCUUUGAUGCUCGCAUUCUAACAAGAAAUGGCCAUGAUGCAUGUAGAGAACUUAUUGGAUUUCAUUUUGGGUGUGACAGUUCCCUUACCAUCUAUGAAUACAGGCAGUUUGGACAAAACAGAUCAAAUGCCUUGCCUUUUAUUCAGAAAGGAGUUUAUUGCCAUCAGUUUGGACGGAAGAAAGGAAGAAGUAUUGGAAUUGAAGAUUUCUAUGUUGGUGCCAAUUUGACUUUUUUGACAUCAGAGCAUGUGGGACUUCCAGACAGUAUCAAGCAGCAGAAACUGCUAACUGUUCGUAUCACAGAUGUUGAUGAAGCAGGCAUAAGCAUGUUACUGAACAAUUGUAAAGAGAAACAACUUGGCCCCAUUAAACAGGAAGUUGAUGACUGGAAUACGUUCAAAGCUGUGCAAGGAAUGCUCAAGGAAACCCUUCAGAAUCGUGGAGUUCGUACAUUGGUUGGUUUAGUGAAGCAUUUGCAGAGCCUGGACAGGAACGGAGAUGGAGUUUUGCAAAAAGCAGAGCUCAAACGAGCUCUUGGAGACUUUCAUUUAAAUGUGUCUGAUAAGGAUUUUGAGUCAGUGUGGUUGAUACUGGACCAGAACUCUGAUGGUGAGAUUGACUAUGCUGAGUUUAUACGUUUUGUUAUCGGUGAGAUGAAUGAAUACCGGAAGAGGUUUGUUAGAAAAGCAUAUAUGAAGCUUGACCCCAACAAAACCGGUAGUGUCUCUAUGGCUAACAUUAAGAAGUUCUACUGUGCCUGUAACCACCCAAAAGUGUUAUCAGGUGAAACUUCAGAGGAGCAGCUGAAAGUUACCUUUGUGGAAAGUCUGCAAGAAACUUGUAAUAAUCCUAAUGAAGUAUUGUACUGCGAAUUUGAAACUUAUUAUGAAGGACUAAGCAUUGGAAUAGUAAAUGAUGAAGAUUUUACAAAUGUAUUAAAAAACUCUUGGAGAAUAUAAAUGGAUCACAACUUUA